Penaeus monodon (black tiger shrimp) is the source of this 836-nucleotide messenger RNA. RefSeq lists its product as uncharacterized. Lineage: Eukaryota; Metazoa; Arthropoda; Malacostraca; Decapoda; Penaeidae. The annotation marks the transcript as partial. The record is from RefSeq and is a predicted model, not a curated record. The transcript is spliced from 3 exons.
AGAGAGAGAGAGAGAGAGAGAGAGAGAGAGAGAGAGAGAGAGCCUAAGCAACAGUUCUCAGCAGCAGCGACCUCCUCCCCCUCAGACCGCUGCGGGGAUACUGACCCUUGGUCCGCUUCGCUGACCUUCAAGGACCACCUCGACUUUUCGCUCGCGUGCGCGCCCGCGAGCCUCAGGAUCUCCUUCUCGGGGGGGGGGGCUCUCGACGGGGACUACUUCCACUUCCAAAGGUUGACGAAAUACAGUAUAUCGACAAAUAAAUCCACGACCACACACCGACUGACUGGCACAAUAUCAAAGUGGACCCUUACUCUCAGCAGCACUAACAGCGUCCUACUCAUAGACAGAACAAGGGAAGUAACCCUUACGAUCUCCUUGUCUAACGGUCGGGUCGGAGACUGUUACGAAGUGCAGUUCAAAGCUGAUACAAACAUCGACUUCCGUUUUGUUCAUCAAGAAGACAGUCCUUCAUGCAGUGUGCUUGCGUCAAAAACAACAACAACAACAACAACAACAACAAUGAAAACUGAAGCCCAACCAGCGUCAACCCGGACGAACCCCGUCAACGAAGACCUACCUCCUUCCGAUUCUCCAGCAGCCUCGGCAGACACAACCAGCUCCUCGGUCCUGUUUACCAGCCCUGACCUUGGCGGAGCGGAGGAAACGGAAAUCCUCGACGCUGAGGUCACGAGCAACGAGGGAUGCGCUGAGAGGGAUACUGGGUUGGCAAUUCUGAUGGCGGUCAUGGUGGUGCUUCUGUGAUUUCAUGCCUAGAUAUAUGCAGUUAUGUGUAUUAACAUGCAUACUUACAUAAUCACACACAUAUAGCUUUUUAU